AUGACAGAAGUCUCAACACCUACCAAUGAAUUCCCAAAUACUGAAAGCGUUGAUGAACUAUUCACAAAGUUAAGCAUACCAGAACUACAACAGAAAUCAACAAAAUACAAGUCAAUUAUAAAUAAUACCAAGAAUGAAUUACAUGAUUUAGUUAGUAAUAAAUACAGAGAUCUUAUCAAAAUUGCAGAAGACAUAAGUGUUGUUCAACAACAGACUUCACAAAUUGAUGGAAAUUUGCAAGAAUUAUCUUACAAACCGUCUGCUUUUGUUUCACCGUAUAAUGAUAAAUCUCAAAAAUUCAACAAUUAUUUAAUCAAUAAUCAAGCCUUAAAAAUUCAACAAAAUACUAGAUCAAUAGUCGUUAAAAAUAUUUUACAGAAGAGAUUAAACAAAUUAAAUAGUAAAAUAAGUCAUCAUGGACCAAGUCCUUUAUUGCAUACUUCACAUUUUAUUUCAUUCGUUCAAGAAUUAUAUACUAUUAAUACUGUGUUUCAAGAUGUAUUGGAAAAAGACAAAUCUGUUCUACUACAGUUACAACUGGUCAAAAACAAUUUAUUAGAAUAUUUCAAAUUUGAAAUGAAGGUAUAUAAAGUAAGUGAAUCAAUAUUGAGUUCAAGUGAUAAAUUUCGUUCAAGUCAAAGAUUGAGCGAAGAAGAUUUAAUAAAGUCAGACUCGAAUCAAGACGAUGACAUUUUUGAAGAUGAAGAAAAUGACUCAGAUGAAGACGAAAAUAAGAAUCUGAAAUUUGAUAUGAUCAGUAGCUCGAAGUUAAACCUGGCUGAUCAAAAUACACUGCCUUUAUGCAACUAUUUAGUAUGUUAUACGAUACUAGAAAAUGAGAUUGGCAAUAGUAGUAAAAUCAGGGAAGACUUUUUGAAAUUCAGAAUCGCUUAUAUUAGUCAUUUAAUCACUACACUAAAACCGAAAAAUAAUAUCAAUUUUUAUACAUUGUUCAAAUAUUUGGAAAAUACUUGUAGAUAUGUCAAAUCUUAUUUCGAGGAGAAUGGUGAUUAUUUCAGAUUAAUUAAUAACAUUAACAAACCAUGGAGUGUCACUUCGAUGGUAGGAUUUAAGGAUUGGUUAGAGGAUACUAUACUUGAAUUCGAGGUCAAGGAAACAGAAACAACCGAAUCCAAUAGCUUGCAACAAAACAUUAUAUCCUUUUUACGGGACUCAUCAUUGGUAUCUUGGACAAGUAACGAAAAAAUUAUUUCAUUUGAGGAAGUAUUAAAAUUUGUUAAUAACUUUUAUGAGUAUUUUAUUAGUCUUAAAAAAUUAGAAGAAAAUAUGGAAUUCUCUGGGGUAAAUUCAAACUUAAUUGAAAUAAUAUCAAAUACAAACUUACUUGGAGAACUUACUGAAACAUUAAUAUCAACCAUAAGAAUAUUUUGUCAACAGCAUAUAUCAACUUUAAAUGAUGUGAAUGGGAUUUAUGGAUCUUUAAAACAAUUAUUAUCAAAUCCAAUUUCAUCAAAAACCAAUAAAUUUGGAUUUGAUCUUGAAUUUGUAAAUUUAAUGGAUUAUAAUGUUGAUGAUUAUAUUUCAAAUGUUUCAAAUCAAACAAGCUUAAAUUUUUCAACUAAAGUAACACAAGAUUUGCAUGAUUGGAUACAUCAUUUUAAUAAAAUACGUCAAUUGACAAAUUUGGAACAAGAAGUGCUGUACUCGAUUACUUCACAAGAGCCUCAAUCUACUGAUCUUCCUCGUCUUUACCAGACCCUUAAAAACGAUGAGGUCAUAUGGGGAGAAUUUUCAUCCAAUACUUUAAAGUCUGGUUUUGAAGAACUUUACAAAGAAAUUAUAACACUAUUUGAGAAAGAAGUAUUGCAAUUAUGUGAUUCAAUUGAAAAAUUGAGUAACGAUCAAGAUAAAGUUGACAAACUAUUCUUCUUAUUAGGAUUAAUACAUGAUCUUGACACAGGUAUAGAUUCAAACACAAUUGAUUACAGUAAAAUUACAAAAAGGAUGAAUGGUGUUAUAACGAAAAUUUAUGAAAAAAUUAUUAAACUUAUUUUUGACUCAGAAAUAAACGAAGCAAUAGACCAAAAUGUACAAGAAAUAUUGAAGUUAGAAGGAAACGAAAUACCAACAACGCCAAGUCUUCGUUUUGCUCUGACGUUAUAUGAACUUGCUCAAAAUUUAUUAACUCGCUCAUCCACUAUUGAGGCUCGAAAUAUAAACACAUUCAUUAAAGAUCCUACUCUGAAUUUAUUUAUUGAAAUAAAAAAUAACUGGAUAAAAAGUUUAGCUGAAAAGUAUUUCGAAACUGUUAUUGACAAAAUUGAAGAGGCUAGAAGUUCGGUCACUGAAGAAACAGAGUCACAAGGGUAUAAAAUCACUAAAACUCAAGGCUUAAAAAUAUUAGCAAAUCAAAUAUUUAUAUUACAAUUUAAUCAUACUUCCAUUGAAAAAUUGAAUUUCAAAACUCAAAUUCUGAAGCUAGCAGAAUUUUGUGAGUCUGCUAUUGACGAAAAUUCAUUAAAAGUUACCAUCAGCGAAGUUUCAUCAUACUUCAAAUCCAAAAAAAAUAUUUAUUUACCAUUACUGUUAAAUAUUGAAAAUUAA
This is a messenger RNA of Lodderomyces pseudojiufengensis, 2565 nucleotides long. RefSeq lists its product as uncharacterized. The transcript has a single exon. Bases 1 to 2565 code for a protein of 854 amino acids. The record is from RefSeq and is a predicted model, not a curated record. Lineage: Eukaryota; Fungi; Ascomycota; Pichiomycetes; Serinales; Debaryomycetaceae.